Messenger RNA from Dermochelys coriacea (leatherback sea turtle), 1687 nucleotides. Its product is annotated as signal-regulatory protein beta-1-like. The coding region runs from base 442 to 1347 and encodes 301 amino acids. The record is from RefSeq and is a predicted model, not a curated record. Lineage: Eukaryota; Metazoa; Chordata; Testudines; Dermochelyidae. The transcript is spliced from 7 exons. Gene Ontology annotation, cellular component: plasma membrane.
CUGUUGUAAUUUCUCAGGACAAAGGUCUAGGCAGCUCAGUGAAGACAUUUUCUCAGUAUACAUGAGCUGCAGAAAGAAUGGAGUAAGACAAAAGAAUCUGUGAAAAUGGGGCUGAACCAAAAGGUCUCAGCGUCGCUCCUGGAUCCAUACAGGAUCUCUGCACACGCACAGAACCCCUUCCAUUGCGAUGGGACAGAGGCAGAAAACAGCUUGCCAGGACCAAGCUGAUCAGCAGCUGGGGUCAGGAAGAAGUUUCCUCUUAUGGUAUAAAAUAAUACAAGGGCUUAGAUCUUCCACUGAUGCAUCUGGAACUUAUCACUGUUGCAAGGAGCAGGAAAACAGUCUAGACAGUUUGUGCCCACCUGUGCAAUACAUGUGUCUCUUACUGGGGAUUUCCAGGAGAAGCAGCAGCACCAGGCGUGGCCGAGACAAUCCAGACGUAUGGGUCAAGAAAGCCAUCAUGGUGACAGUGGGAAGACCCUUCAACACUGCAGCCUUUGCCAGCUCCCCAUUGGCUCAAGAGAUAUUGAGAAUUCGGAGUUAAGGAUCAGACCAUCCCCUGAUGCAGAAGGAAGUGGACUGCGACUGACUGGUCUCCAACCUACAGCCCUGCAAAUGGCUUUCUGCAUGUCGGCGUGGCUUUGGCUGCUGAGCUUGUUGCUGGGUGUCUCUUCCAUGGACAAGUCAGGUGCAGGUGCCGGGGCCCGGGAGUUCCAGCUGCUGCAGUCCCAGGGCGCCGUGUCGCUGUCAGUGGGAGACACUCUCACACUGACCUGCUCUGUGACUGGCCCCGCUCCAGUAGGACCCGUGAAGUGGUUCAAGGACUUGGGCAGGGGCCGGCAGCUCGUUUAUGCAGAGACGGGAUCAUUCCCCCGGGUGACGCGAACUGUGGGUGGCUCUGACUCAGACUUCACCAUCCGCAUCAGUGACACCCGCCCCGCGGACGCUGGGACCUAUCAAUGUGUGAAGUUUAAGAGGGGGUCGGGACCUGAUAAGGAGAUCAGAUCCGGCGCUGGCAUGGCCGUCUCUGUGGGCGGUUAUAUUUUCCCAGAUCACCCCCAGGUUUCUGUGCCUGCUGCUGCCGGGACAGUCUGUGUCCUCCUUGUCGUUUUAGUCCUUGUCUCCACUUACUACUUUGUGAGAAAGAAGAGAGGUAGGAGCCCCUCCACAGCCAGGUCUCAGACUCCCUUUCCAGAUACCAUGAGGACUCACAGCCAGCCCAGUGAUGACAAAGACCCAGACGUGCUCUAUGCUGACCUGCAGCACGCAGCCAGGCUCAAGAAAAGGGCCCCGGAAGAACAUUCUGAAUAUGUUGCCAUUAAGGUAACCCAGGCCAUUGCCAGGUAGAGGGAGAAGGCGGCGUGGCUCUGGACAACCUCGGAGAAAGACUUAAAGAGCUGCUGUCGGAGGAGGAAGCAGCAGCUCUCUGGAGGGCACAGUGAGAAAGGAGAAGUGAGGGCAGUUUCUAAAAUUCUAUCAUGCAAGUCACAUAAGGUCUUCCCCAUGGGGGGCCCGGAACUGACACAGAGUCUCUUGUUCCCCCGGGCACUUUGUUACGGUUUCGCUGUCAUUUGCCAGCAUGGGUAUGACUCAGAACCGGGGGAACUCAUGACCUGGAAAGUCAGCAGCUGCCUGGCAUGUUCCUGUUUUCAUAAACAAUUAAAGAUUUCAAUUAUAUUCUCUCUAA